CACGUCCGGUCGGGCGGCCUAGUGGGUGGCGCGGCCGGGGGUGGGCAGCAGUGGCGGCAGUCGGAAGCGAUGUCAGAACUUAGUGAUGAAGCGAGUGAAUCGGAGCUGCUGAACUGCAGUUUAUCCAUGUGGCACGGGGCUGGUUCCUUAGUCUGCCGAGAGGAAUUAGAUGUUCCCCUGGACCUUCACACGGCUUCUUCAAUUGGCCAGUACGAGGUGGUGAAAGAUUGCAUUCAGCGGCGAGAGCUGGAUCUGGAUAAGAAGAACUGUGGUGGUUGGACUCCAUUGAUGUACGCCUCCUAUAUUGGCCACGACACUAUCGUACACCUGUUGUUGGAGGCAGGGGUGAACGUGAACGUCCCGACGCCUGAGGGGCAGACCCCCCUGAUGCUGGCCUCCAGUUGCGGAAAUGAGAGUAUCGCCUACUUUCUCCUUCAGCAAGGAGCCGAGCUAGAAAUGAAAGACAUUCAUGGUUGGACUGCUCUUUUCCACUGUGCAAGCGCUGGCCACCAGCAGAUGGUAAAGUUCCUCUUGGACAAUGGCGCAAAUGCCAACUUAAGGGAACCUACAUAUGGUUUUACUCCUCUGAUGGAAGCAGCUGCUUCUGGCCAUGAGAUAAUUGUGCAGUAUCUUCUGAAUCACGGAGUGAAAGUGGACAUAGGGGACUACACCGGAGCCACAGCCCGAGCACUGGCCAUGAAAUACGGACACAUGAAGAUAGUGGGGCUGCUAGACGGUCACGCCGCUUCUCUACCCAGGGUCCUCUUUAGGGGCUCAGAAAAAUACGACGAUCUGAGUUCGUCGGACGAGUCGUGCGCCAGCCCCCAGAGACCGAGGCCUGCGCGGAAGAUGAAGGGGCUGAGCAUCCACGAGGGGCCUCAGGCCUUGGCCAAGAUCACCGCUGUGGGCAUCGGAGUGGGGAAGCGGCAGUCGUGCCUUGAGCAGAUGCCUCCACAGGGCUACGUUACCUUUAACAACACUGAGGGUGCCAGUGUUGACGGGGAGGAUCUCUGCUUCCGAGAUGUCACCUCUCCAAUCAACGAACAGGAUGUGGAAAGCAACAGCAGCAGGGAGGAGAAUGCUUUCGGCACCAACCCAGUGACCAUCAGGAGCAGCAGCAGUAGCAGUGAGGGGCUAGCCAAAGCCCUCGGGGUCAGCAGUGAGGCUUCUUUGGAGAGCAAUGAGGACUCAGACCACAUCCACAAGAGCUCCGUUCGCAAGCAGGCCAAAAGCUACCUGAAGGUUAAGAGUCGUUACAGCAGUGACAACCAGUGGCCUCAUAGCACAGGGGCUUCUGCGAUGGCUAGUCAGCCUGCCACCAUCCCCAAGUCUCAGCUGAGCCACUCUGCAGGCCCCCAGGACCUCGCAAGCUUCCUGGAAGAGAUCGGUUGCCUGAAGUACCUGCAGGUGUUUGAGGAGCAGGACGUGGACCUCCGCAUCUUCUUGACCCUCACUGAGAGCGAUCUCAAAGAAAUAGGCAUCACUUUGUUUGGGCCCAAGAGAAAGAUGACCUCGGCCAUCGCCCGGUGGCACAGCGGCGCCCACCCGCCUAGCGACGCCCUCGAACUGGCUUACGCCGACCGACUUGAAGCCGAAAUGCAGGAACUGGCCAUUCAGCUGCACAAGCGGUGCGAGGAAGUGGAAGUGAUGAAAGGACAGGUGUCGCAGGAGCAAGAGCUCCGGGCUGUUGUUGAGAGCUGCCUGAUGGAGCAGAACGGGGCCUGGAAAGACGUCCACCUCCAGCUGCAAGAGAUGUGGGCUGCCACCCGGAACAUCGAGCUGCUCCUGGGUCAGCUCAGAGCCUGCCAGGCCGAGCUGUCCACCCGUGUGAAUCAAGAGGAUGCGUUGGGCGGUGUCCCCCCAACCAAGGCCCAGCGGGGAGCUGAUGCUGAAGGAUGGCAAACGAAGUCCCUGAGCUUGCCCGAGCUAUCCAGAGCUUUGGAGGAAUGCACAGGCGAGAUGGGGAAAGCUCUGGGUUCCGUGAACCGGAGCCUCGAACGGCUGCGAGUGCUCAACGACAAGCAGAACUGGGGAGAGCCGUAGCCGUGCCAGAUGGAACCACGACGUUGGGUGACCGUUCCACCCUGAAGCUGUGUGCCUGAAAGAAUGAGUGGGCUGGGGACAGGUGGCACUCCUCUGCUCAGACUGCCACCCCACCGGGCCGGCGGGGAGGGGGUGCCGCGGGGGGACCCCGGGAGAGGCCGGGCCCAAGGGAGCAGGCCCCGGUCCUCAGAGGAAGGGCGUCUCCGGUCCAACGGCUGGAGAACGAGGUGCAGCAAAAAGAAGC
Molecule: messenger RNA, 2287 nt
Organism: Tachyglossus aculeatus (Australian echidna)
Lineage: Eukaryota; Metazoa; Chordata; Mammalia; Monotremata; Tachyglossidae
Gene: ANKS3
Product: ankyrin repeat and sterile alpha motif domain containing 3
Exons: 17
Coding region: 70-2043 (657 amino acids)
Cellular component (GO): cilium
Molecular function (GO): protein binding
Source: RefSeq, a predicted model, not a curated record